AUGACUAAUGGAAUAAUAUCAGUUUCUAAUUGCGUGGGUAAACAUACUAGCACCGUUGAUAAUGGUCUGCAUGUUGGGCAUAUCCGUAACUAUACUAUCACUGACGCUCUGGCUCGCUUUUAUCGAAGUAAUCCGAUUUUGGUCUUUGAGUUCUGA
This is a messenger RNA of Dentiscutata heterogama, 156 nucleotides long. The record is from the annotation of a GenBank genome assembly. Lineage: Eukaryota; Fungi; Glomeromycota; Glomeromycetes; Diversisporales; Gigasporaceae.